GCAUGUGACAUCUCCUUUAAACCAGAUGAUAUUAAUCUAUAGUAGCAUAGGAGUAGGUCCAGAUCAAUAAUUUUCCAUGUGGGUGUACUAUGGAGCAGCAUAGCACUGUAUGACAUCAGUGUUACUAUGGUGUUGCAAGCUGAAAGCAGCCAACAUUACCAGCAGUAUAAUCUCAUCUCUCCCUAGAUGAAAUCUAUUUUCUAUUACUGUUUGAUACAUGCCUGGUAGUUUUUGGUGAUGAAAAUGGGAACUACAGACCAACUUCAGGGCAUUGCCACGUGGUGUUUAUUCGCUGUGGUAUCCACAUUACUGUGGAGUUCAGCGAAGGCUGGAAAAGUGCUGCUUCUCAGUGUCCAAGUGACGGGACACCUGAAUGAAAUGGCAAUCAUUGGAAAAGAACUUGUAAAAAGUGGUCACGACGUAUACAUCGUUCUGGACAAAGACCUAAAACAACCGAUGCUGUUUAAAGGAACUGGAAUAAAGUACCUUCUUUAUUCUUCUGUUGAUAAAAAUCACACCAAGUUGCCUUUAGAUUUAUUUGGGGAUUCCAAAUCAUUCGUCGGGGGAAACGUCGUCGGAUAUUUAGAGGCGAUAACUACAAAUCGAGACAGGAUAACAAAUGACUGUAGCAAUGCUUUAUAUGAUGAUAAUCUGUUACACCAGAUUAAAGGAUUAACAUUUGACAUUGCCCUGGUUGAUGGGUUGGUUCAUUGCUAUCACUUGAUACCGUACGUGUUGGAUAUUCCUUACAUAACCAUUUCUUCAACGGUGUUCCCAUAUAUGACGAGGAUGCACCCCCUAAUUGCAACACGACCAUGCUACAUCCAGGGAGAUGCAAACACCUAUCUCACAAGACUAAAAGUAUUCUUCGGUAGCAUCCUAAUUGAACAGUUACCAAAAUUCUUCAUAAAGGAAAAUGAAUUUGUGUAUUACGCAAAAGACAAGCCAUUUUCAUCCCUUUAUCAUGUGGUGUCAAAAUCAAAGAUGUGGUUUAUCAAACAAAAUCUUAUUAGUGAUUGUCCAAGACCAGAGAUGCCAAAUGUUGUCUACAUUGGAGGAAUGACGUCGGGGAGAGCAAACCCCUUGCCCCCGAAAUUCCAGGAUUUGCUAGACACAUCAAAACAGGGUGUGAUUUUAUUCACAACAGGGACCUCAGUGUCAAAACUACCACUAAAUGUGACAAAGAAAUUUAUGACUGCAUUCAAGUUUGUGAAAGAGACAGUUGUAUGGAGACUCAAAUUAGACAAAAAAUCAAAACUUGCUGUGCCAAAAAAUGUGAAAUUGUUCGACUGGGUUCCACAGAAUGAUAUCCUGGGUCACCCAAAUGUGAAAUUAUUCAUCACACACUGUGGAAACAAUGGACAGAAUGAAGCACUCUAUCACGGAGUACCAAUGAUUGGUAUUCCAAUAUUUGGAGACCAGUUUUACAAUGCGGAACGAAUGGUACACAAAGGCUAUGGAGAACAGCUAGACUUCCAACACAUCAACACUGAGGAACUUGUAGAGAAAAUCAGAAUUGUCCAACUUGUUAAGAAAUAUCGUGAAAAUGCACAACGUGCUUCGAAACUGAUGAAAUGGAGGGAACAUCCUCUGGAUCAGGUCACAAACUGGGUGGAAUAUAUCUUAGAAUUCGGAGAUGAAGAACUGAAAACAGCUGCUAGCAACAUGAGUCUUCUUCAGUUUUUGAUGUUCGAUAUUUUUGCUCUGAUUGGCUUGGUUUUAUUAUUUUCAGUUUAUACACUAAAGUGGUGUAUAAUGUCGAUCAUUAGGAGAGUAAGGAGAAAGUUUAAGAAGAAGACAUGCACUGGAAAAUCGCCAUCCAAUCAAGAUACAAAGAAGAAAACACAAUAACAUUUGUCCAACUGUAAAUUAUUAAUACUACCAGCAUUCUUUGUGGACGUUUUUGCACAUGCAGAAAGAAAAUGAAUAAAUAUUUUUAUGAGGGGUGCACUGUCAGACCAAAUUCUGUCAGUUCUAUCCCCACGGAAGUGUUACUCUGACGUAGUGAACAGCGAGUGGCUGCCAUAGGCUUUUCAUGAUUGACACAUAAUUUCUGUAUUUUUUUGGAUUGUUUUAAAAGUGCAUGUGUUACAUCCCUAAAAAUGUCUUUGAGUGAGAGGGAAUAACCAGUCAAUACUGAAAGAAUAGAACACUGUAGAAGAAAAAGGCACACAAAUGUUCAAGAGCCAGUUUGUAAAUAUGACAUUGAAGAACUGAAUACAUGUCUUUGUACAAAAUAUAACAAAAACAAUUUUCCUUUAUAUAAAAUUUCUUAUUUUUAUUAAAAACCCCAAUUUUAACACAUGAAAUGUACAUAUGUAUGAUGUUGAAGUAAUUUUAUUGAUUAAAAACUCAAUCUGAUGUUCAUUGUUUUCUGUGAACUAAUCACUAAACCCAUCUGUGUGAAACAUCCUCUUUUGUCGACUUCAACAUCAUGAUGUCUCACUUUUUAUCUAGUUAUCUAUGAUGGCUCAGCAGGAGCCUGGAGCCUCAGCAAUCCGUCCUCCCCAUCUGAAAAAUGUCUCAUCUGCUCAUUAUUCAGUGCCCCUCACCAGGGGUAAUUUAGCAAUCUGUCCCCUUGGCCUCCAAAUGGUCACCAUAGCAUCCUUUCUCUUCCAUCCCCAGGGAUCUAGUGUUAGGAUUUCUCCA
Messenger RNA from Lineus longissimus, 2649 nucleotides. Its product is annotated as UDP-glucuronosyltransferase 2C1-like. Lineage: Eukaryota; Metazoa; Nemertea; Pilidiophora; Heteronemertea; Lineidae. Gene Ontology annotation, molecular function: UDP-glycosyltransferase activity. The transcript is spliced from 2 exons. The record is from RefSeq and is a predicted model, not a curated record. Bases 238 to 1851 code for a protein of 537 amino acids.